AUGGCGGCAGUUGAGCUGGAGAAGGAGCGCGGGCGCAGUGCUGCUCUCGCUAUAGCUGCUGUGGUGUUUAUGGUGGGUAUCCCACUAUGGUGGAAGACCACCGAGACCUAUCGUGCGUGGCUCCCCUAUGCUCAAAUCCAAGAACUCGACAACUUACAGCUCGUUUUAAAUGUUGAAGUGGAGGUGGUCUUCUCUCCGGGCACGUUGGCCCCCGAACAGCUGAAGAAGUUCCCCUUUACCUCAGUCCGUGAGCAGGAACAUCAUGUUGACGCCAACACAGGUUUGAAGUACAGGUAUGAAACCAAGUACCGAACUGCAACCAUCAUGGAGGUAGAUGCCCUGAACCAACCCACCGCACAAGAUGCAGACCUCUCACUGCACAUGCUCACAGAGAGUGUCUGUGGGUCUGUGGUUGUGUAUGUGAUACACGAGUCCUCCACACUGCUGCCAAAGGAGGUGAAAGCGUAUGUGGGCCACAGGAGAACUGCACUACUGCGUACUCCACCUGGGAGAGAGUCUGGCAGUCUGAAGGGGUUUCUGGCGGCCCUUGACCUUGAGGUGAAACAGGUGGUUGAAACCAUGUCCUUCAGCCACCAGGACAUCCUUGGUGCUCUUAGCGAUCGUGUCCGCUUGGCCAAGGUUAGCAAGGAGAAUCUGGCAGAUAGCUUGAGGGCCAUAAAGUCCAGUCCAGGCUAUGAGAUCACCUUUAGUCUACUGAACCCAGAUCCCAAGUCCCACAGUCUACACUGGGACAUUGAGGGGGCUGUGCACAGCUAUAUUCAGCCCCUCUUAGACAAACUGGCCCCAGUAGCCAACUUCUCUGUGGACUCUCAGAUUCUGCACUAUGCAAUGCUAGGUGUUAACCCACGCUUUGACAACAACAUCUCAGCUUACGUACUCAGCGAAGAAAGCCUUGCCCAUGUCAUCAACCCUGUAGAGGCCAGGUUAGGCUCAAAUGCAGCUUCCUCUAACCCUGUGCUGAACUUCCUGCUCUAUAUCCCUGAUGCCCACCACUCUCCACUCCUCAUUCGUGACCAUAAUAGGAAGAUGGUACCUUCCAAUGCCUUCCACAGCCCCCGCUGGGGGGGUAUCAUGAUAUACAAUGUGAAUGACCUAUAUGGAAAUGAGGCUGAAUUUCCUGUAAACAUCAACAUUAAUAUGGCCAAAGUGAUGGGCAUCUUCCUGGCACAGUUACGGCUCAUGCUUGGGAUCCAGCAGGGCAACCCUCCCCCAGGUUUUAUGUUGCAGAGCGCAGGCAAUGCAGGUGUGGCUGACUGGGAGCUGGACAGGUUACUCUGGAGCCGCAGUGUAGAGAAUGUGGCCACUGCCAGCACCACUAUCAGCUCCCUGGCCCAGCUCUUAGACCAGAUUGGGAACAUUGUCAUCAAUGACAACAUAGCUAAGCAGGUGUCCAGCGCUGUGACGUCUUUGCAGGCAGCUGUGGCUGAGCUGGAGACUGGGAACUUAGACUUUGCCCUUCAGUACAGCAGAGAGGCCAUUUUGGCAUCCGAGAGGGCAUUUUUUGACCCCUCUCUGUUACAUCUUUUAUAUUUCCCAGAUGACCAGAAAUUUGCUAUUUACAUACCUCUCUUCCUGCCCAUGUGUGUGCCUAUUGUGCUCUCCCUGCUGAAGAUUGUCAAAGAACUGAGACAAAAGCGUACAGAAAAGCAGAGCAAACAGGACUGAGAAACUUCAGUGUUAACACAUAGACAUGGAAGUAUGUAUCGUGUGAACACUGAUGACUUUGCAACUGCCACCAUCCACUAAAUCCCUGUUUGGGCUCAAUACCAGUUUGGUAUGUGCACCCAUGAACAAAUGUCAGCCGCAUUACUGAAUUUCCACCAACACUGGAUGGAUUUAAUGGUUGGUACUCCUAUUUAUUGAUGAUGCUAUGGAUACAAAAUCUGUCCAACAGACAGACUUUUCAAACACUUCAAAGGUACUGAAAGUUGUGUUAAACACUGGAAAGUGUUACAUUUUGGAGUAAAACAAGGUCAUGUAUACAUUGAAUCAGUUAUAAUGCCCCUUAUGUGUGUAUAAUCUUCUAUGGAGCAACAGAAAAUUUUCAAGAAUGUGUUUUGAAAUAAAAUUUUGGCUGUUUG
Molecule: messenger RNA, 2102 nt
Organism: Chanos chanos (milkfish)
Lineage: Eukaryota; Metazoa; Chordata; Actinopteri; Gonorynchiformes; Chanidae
Gene: pigs
Product: phosphatidylinositol glycan anchor biosynthesis, class S
Exons: 12
Coding region: 1-1686 (561 amino acids)
Biological process (GO): attachment of GPI anchor to protein
Cellular component (GO): GPI-anchor transamidase complex
Source: RefSeq, a predicted model, not a curated record